This is a messenger RNA of Trichosurus vulpecula (common brushtail), 2514 nucleotides long. It is a transcript of the gene HSDL2, whose product is annotated as hydroxysteroid dehydrogenase like 2. The coding region runs from base 551 to 1813 and encodes 420 amino acids. The transcript has 11 exons. The record is from RefSeq and is a predicted model, not a curated record. Lineage: Eukaryota; Metazoa; Chordata; Mammalia; Diprotodontia; Phalangeridae. Gene Ontology annotation, cellular component: mitochondrion.
GGGGCCAGAGAGGACGGGGCCUGCCUCGAGAGGCGCGCGCGCUAGCGGGCUGGCUGGCGGGGCCGGCCGGGCGCAGUGCCCACGGAGCCGGCCGUAGACCGCUGGGGGACGGAUUGACGCAUGCUCCUCCCCCUGGCCGGGGAGCGCGAGCCCGGGCCGGGUGGGGUGGCGCGCGGCUGGAGCGCGCGGCUCCCGCUGCUGCGGCAGAUUUAACAUCAUCAUUCCGGCUCGCGAGUCUGGUGACCUUUGUACAGGGAAAGGCGGCCGCGGGACUUCUUCUUAAAGGCCCCGCACCCUCACCCCCACGUUUAUCUCCCGUCGCUCCUGACCCCGGAGCCCCGAGACGAGCUCCGCUCCUCCCGAGCUCCAGAGCCCGACUCCCUGCCCUUCUCUGGUCGCAGCCGCCGCCGCCGAAGCCGCCGCUGCUGCCGCUUGUCUGCCGCCGCCACUUCCUCCGGAGUCGGAGAACCCGCGCCUGCUGCCGCGGCUCUCCCCGAGCCCUCCAUCGGCCCCCCAGUGCCCUGCGCCCAACGCCGAGCCCACGGGAAGCAUGUUGCCCAACACCGGAAAAUUAGCAGGAUGUACUCUCUUUAUCACGGGUGCAAGCCGUGGCAUUGGCAAAGCAAUUGCGCUGAAAGCUGCAAAAGAUGGGGCAAAUAUUGUUAUUGCUGCAAAGACCACCCAGGCCCAUCCUAAACUUCCAGGCACCAUCUAUACUGCUGCUGAAGAAAUUGAAGCUGUUGGAGGAAAGGCCUUACCAUGUGUUGUUGAUGUGAGAGAUGAACAGCAAAUCAGUGAUGCAGUAGAGAAAGCUGUGCAGAAGUUUGGGGGAAUUGAUGUUUUAGUAAACAAUGCUAGUGCAAUCAGCUUAACCAACACACUGGAAACACCUACAAAGAGAGUGGAUUUGAUGAUGAGUGUCAACACCAGAGGAACCUAUCUUACAUCAAAAGCAUGCAUUCCUUAUUUGAAAAAGAGUAAAAUUGCUCACAUUCUAAACCUCAGCCCACCACUAAACCUGAAUCCAAUAUGGUUCAAACAACACUGUGCUUAUACUAUUGCUAAAUAUGGUAUGUCUAUGUGUGUACUUGGAAUGGCAGAAGAAUUUAAAGGAGAAAUUGCUGUCAAUGCUUUAUGGCCUAAAACAGCCAUACAUACUGCUGCUAUGGAUAUGCUAGGAGGACCUGGUGUUGAAAGCCAGUGCAGAAAAGCUGACAUCAUUGCCGAUGCUGCAUAUUCCAUAUUCAGUAAACCAAAAAGUUUCACUGGCAAUUUUAUUAUUGAUGAAAAUCUGUUAAAGGAAGAAGGAAUUAAAAAUUUUGAUGUCUAUGCAGUUAAACCAGGCCACCCUUUAUUAUCAGAUUUUUUUGUGGAUGAAUACCCUGAAAUGGUUACCAAGGAAGUGGAAAAGCAACAAGAUGCGGCUCCACCAGCAAAAGAUUGGAAACAGUAUCUACAACAACCAAAAUUAGCUGCUGGAGCAGUUGAAGAAACAUUUAAAAUUCUUAAGACGGCUCUCAGUGAAGAUAUUGUGAAAGCUACUCAGGCAGUUUACCUGUUUGAACUCUCUGGUGAAGAUGGUGGAACUUGGUACCUUGAUCUUAAAAACAAUGGUGGGAAUGCUGGGUCUGGACAGCCUAGUGAACCGGUAGAUGUGGUAAUGACCAUGACCACUAGUGAUUUUGUGAAAAUGUUUUCGGGAAAACUAAAGCCAACAACGGCGUUCAUGUCAGGGAAGUUGAAGAUUAAAGGUAACAUGGCUCUAGCAAUCAAAUUGGAAAGGUUGAUGACUCAGAUGAACUCCAGACUGUAACAGGAAUGGAGUUCUUGUUCCAUUUGUAGACCACUUGGCCUUAAAGAGUAAAAACUUUGUUGUUUAAAAUUGUGCUGUUCGCUUUGUUUUGCCUGUCUGUAUCAUGAAGAAACAGGUUUGUUCUCUUGAAAAUUUGACUUCUGCGUCAACUAGAAAACUUGAUAAUUAAAACAGAAAGCUAAUAUGGUUCUGGCUUAGUUCAAUACGGUACUGUUGCUUCUUACAUAUUCCUAGCAGAGAAAUACUGAAUCUGCCCAACCAGCUGGCUGAAUUUUCGUUUGUCACUAGAGACCAAGGAAAUUCUCUUUGUUAGGAUGAGGGGGUGUUUUGCAGUGCAUAAAAUCUUAUUUGACCCUUAAGGGUCAGAAGUCAAGAUUGGAUAUCUUUGUAGCUUUAUUCCAGAUAUUAUAAGCAAGCUAAUGAUUUUGAAAAUUGAGGGUUUUUUAAGCCUGGGAUUAAUGAAAAUCUUUGCUGAUAUUUUGGAUUUUUAAAUAGUUCUAUUUUUAAGGAGAUCAUCAGUAAUGUUAACAUCUAAUGAAAUUUAAAAUGUGCUGGGUUUUUUUGUUUGUUAUUACUGACUUUCUUGUCUGGUGUAAAACAUCUACAAGAAAACAAUUUAAAUGUAAAUCAACUAAUUGUAUUAUGAGUUCUGCUCAUUGAUAUGUGUGAAUGCUCUGAAGUAAACUAAGUUUCUCACCUGC